Molecule: messenger RNA, 729 nt
Organism: Engraulis encrasicolus (European anchovy)
Lineage: Eukaryota; Metazoa; Chordata; Actinopteri; Clupeiformes; Engraulidae
Product: copine-8-like
Exons: 6
Coding region: 16-729 (237 amino acids)
Biological process (GO): cellular response to calcium ion
Cellular component (GO): plasma membrane
Molecular function (GO): calcium-dependent phospholipid binding
Source: RefSeq, a predicted model, not a curated record
ACCUCUCUGCACUACAUGAACCCGUACCAGAUGAACGCCUACGCUCUGGCGCUGAAGGCGGUCGGGGAGAUCAUCCAGGACUACGACAGCGAUAAGAUGUUUCCCGCGCUGGGAUUUGGAGCCAAGCUGCCUCCCGACGGGAGAGUCUCACACGAAUUCCCACUGAACGGUAACAUGGAGAAUCCCUACUGUAACGGUAUCGAGGGCAUCUUGGAGGCGUACCACCAGAGUCUGAAAACAGUACAACUCUACGGACCUACGAACUUCGCACCCAUCAUCAACCACGUGGCACGGUAUGCGGCGGCGGUUCAGGACGGCUCCCAGUACUUCGUGUUACUGAUCAUCACCGACGGCGUAAUAUCAGACAUGGCACAGACCAAAGAGGCCAUCGUGAACGGCGCUAAGCUUCCCAUGUCCAUCAUCAUCGUAGGAGUUGGACAGGCCGAGUUUGACGCCAUGGUGGAGCUGGACGGAGAUGACAUCAGAGUGUCGUCGCGAGGGAGACUAGCCGAGAGGGACAUCGUGCAGUUCGUGCCGUUUCGUGACUACAUGGAUCGUACCGGUAACCACGUGCUGAGCAUGGCGCGGCUGGCGAAGGACGUCUUGGCCGAGAUCCCCGACCAGUUCAUCUCCUACAUGAAGAGCCGCGGCAUCAAACCGAACCCCGCGCCGCCCCCGUACACACCCCCCGGACACACGCACACGCACACACACCACACGCAGAUCUGA